CAUUCUGUGUUUUUAUCUCACAACGAGCACUAGCUUCUACUCCCAGUAUUUUUUGGAAAAUAUUUUUCAGGAGUCUAAUAAUUUUUCUUAAAAUAUAAGCAGACGUGUUUUGUGAAAAGUUUCUUCCAAAUUUAAUUUAAUUUGAUAUUUCACAUCAUGAUUUCGGCGAACUGCAACCACAAGAGAGGGACGAACCCCUACACCAAGGAGUCUGUGACCAAGACCCUGGUGACCCCGAUCAUAUGGCCCAAUUCGCGUAGGGAAAUGUUUCUAAGACGCUUCCAGGAAUCUCGGCAUGCGUGGCCGGUCCUGAACGAGAUCCUGGCAGACGUGGAGUGUCAGCCCAUGCACGUGCUCAUAUUCGCUGCCUCCACUAUCCACUUCAAGAUCAAGCGAGAGGCACACAUCCUGACCCCGGAAAGCGUCCUUGAGCUGAAGAGCUGCCUGACCAAGCACCUGCAGGAAGCGGCACUCCUGCCUUUUGGAAGAACCCUGGUCAAACAGCUCGCCCUAUGCCUCGUGCGCUUGGGCCUAUACUUUGCAACCUGGUGUCACGAGCUACCUGAGCUCUCCGAGGCGAUGGUCCAGAACUGCCCGGAGCACAUCCGCGCCUUCCUCGAGCUCCUGGAGCUGCUGCCCGGGGAGGCCCGCGAUUUUAUCCGAAGAGUGCGUCCCGAUCGGGAGUAUUUCAUCCAGCUCCACCUUAGGGAACAUGCCCGCCACGUGGUGACCCUCAUGGGGCAGCUGCUCGAUAAUGAGAACAUCGGACUCGAGGGCGAAAAGCAGUGCCUCAAGGUAGGGAUCCAACUUCUAUUCCUUUUCUUCCAAUAAUCCUUCUCUUCCGCCUGGAGG
Drosophila bipectinata is the source of this 852-nucleotide messenger RNA. Lineage: Eukaryota; Metazoa; Arthropoda; Insecta; Diptera; Drosophilidae. The record is from RefSeq and is a predicted model, not a curated record.